Molecule: messenger RNA, 7101 nt
Organism: Alternaria viburni
Lineage: Eukaryota; Fungi; Ascomycota; Dothideomycetes; Pleosporales; Pleosporaceae
Exons: 2
Coding region: 1-7101 (2366 amino acids)
Biological process (GO): phosphatidylinositol phosphate biosynthetic process
Cellular component (GO): endosome membrane; fungal-type vacuole membrane
Molecular function (GO): 1-phosphatidylinositol-3-phosphate 5-kinase activity; ATP binding
Source: RefSeq, a predicted model, not a curated record
AUGUCUAGAGACUCGCGGCGGGGCUCGUUGCAGCCGCCUUCGCUCUACCAAAUGCAUGCCCAGGCAUCACGCUCCGACACGCUUACCACCUUCGACGACUUCACUGUGCCACCGGCCCCGAGCUCAGUUGGUGAGCCCAAAGGCAUAGACUUGGUACAAGGUGGCUUCAGUGGACUGUACAGUCGCCUGAGAGCUUCUGUAGGAGGCGUCAGAGAACAAUCACAAGAUGGCAGGAGCGGGACUUCGCCGGCCUCCAAGUCAGCGGCUGUCACUCGAAGCCCAGGGGGGACUUCCGUGUCCUCACCCGUUGUCACCUCUAGGCCGUCGUCGCGCAUGCAAUCUCCAGCAACAGCCAACUUCCCCGACGCCCUGCCUCCCUCCCGCGACUCCAACAUAUCUAGUACUACGCUCUCCAGUAAGACGUCCAUGAACGCGUCUAAGGCUUCCCUCGGUACUGCACGGUCCCGGAACUCAAUGACCCCGAGCGUCGACACGGGGCAUACAGCAAAACACGACGAAUCCUCGAUUCUGAGCCCUAUGGGCCCCCACUCUAGGAGCCAGAGCACCUCCACCAUCGACUUACCAAGAAGCAACACACCGAGAGAUCCUGCGCUAGGAGCCCAACGGCUAGAUUCCCCGCGCUUCGCUCCAAACCGGGACAACGUUGCUAGGAGACAGAAGGGCGACUUUGACCUUGCAGGUCAGGAAAGUGACGAUACCGAUGACGAUGAUAUGGUGCUCGUGAAAGGCGAAGGUCAAGCGGGUGAUAGCGCCAACUUCAAGGCCGGGUCAGACACCCCGCGCGAAAGUCUGAGCAGAGUCAGCUCCCGCGCCGACAGCCAGUAUCAACCCACCCGUUCUGCGCCAAACAAGCCGAGGGAACAGCCUGAAAAGUCCCCCGAGAGGAUUCAACUCGGUCGCAACAACACCGCUAGCUCCCAAACUACCAUACACGCACCGGAGCCGCAGCGUCCCCCCAUGCUCCAUGUCGGUCCUUCACACCUCCCAGGCUACCGGCCUUCCAGGGCCUCUUCUUCUGACGGGUUGAGCUCUAUCAUCACGACUUCCACGAUACGCACUCCUGCUGUUGCUCCUAUCGAAGAGAUUCAGCGACAAGCCCAGGCUGCGCCUGCGGUACACAACAUGUCAAGAAGCACUUUCACUCAAAUGCGAAGAAAGAUCCUAGACCGCGAGUUCUGGAUGCGAGACGAAAAUGCUAAAGCUUGUUUCAGCUGCGGUGAUGCUUUCACUACUUUCAGACGUAAGAUAUUUGGACAGCAAAGCAACCUGAAGGUAUGCAAACCAUGUGAGGGUAUCAUAUACGGCCAUGACGAUGACUCUUCCGACUACACUGAUGAUGGCGACCAAGCCUCUCUUUACGACAACGGGGACAGGACUCAGUACUCGGACGACGACGAGGCUGAUCAUGUUGAGAGUGAUCAUACAAAGAUCGGAACACCGACCAUCAGCAUCCCCAUGUCUCGGAAGGUGGGCAGUGAAAAGAAACGCCGGUCACAUGUCAUAGAACUUGGUCCCCAAACUUUGACUCGUCCGAGCUCUUCGCGAUCUCUGCGGUCUCUGGGCGGGAGACCCCGUUCGUCGAGCCACAAACGACACCCUUCCAAACACCAACACAUGCGUAAUGUCAAGCAUGACGAUCGCGCGCCCUUCCAUCAGUAUCACGAUAAUUCACGCAGUCAACCAAGCCUGUCGGCCUUCCACCACGAUAACAUAAUCGACCCAGAUCUUGCUCCCUUCAUGUCGGACGAGGGCUCGAGCGAAGAAGAUCACGCCAGCAUCUUCGCGACUCUGAGAGAAGAUCCUGCGGCUGGCGCGAAUUUGGAUCAUGAAAGAGGUGGUUUAGGUGGUCUGUUGGCAGCCAUGAGAAAAGGAAAGUCAAGGGCUGGUGAUAGGAGUGUCAUAGGCGCGGGCCAUGCUCGAGAUGCAGAUAACAUUAGCAUCACAAGCCGCAACGGAAAUCGACCAUCUCGACGAAGGAAUCUGAGCGUAAGCAGCAUAACUCACCGAGCCUCCCCAAGGCGAUCGAAAAGCAACACCCUACUAAGACCUUAUACCGGCUACGGCGGUAGCGGACCGGGAACACCACAACUCCAGCCGUCUCCUUCACCAACACCACCCGGAGGGAGAAUCACCCGUAGCGCAUCAAUGCAGGGUAUGACACCCAAGGUCGAACUCAACAAGGCCAGUCUAGAUCAUGCACGAAAGCUCCUGAUACAGAUGUUGAACGACGCUGGAGUACCGCACGCGUCCAGUUGGGAAAAGGCCUUGAUCCCGAUCUUACGACAGUGUACAGAUGACGUCAAUCCUGAUGUAGAUAGAGGAGAUGACAUCGACGUGAGGAACUACAUCAAGUUGAAAAAGAUCCCGGGUGGUAAGCCAAAGGACACCGCAUACGUAUCGGGAGUGGUCUUUACCAAGAACGUUGCCCUGCGGAGUAUGCCGCGCAAUAUACCCAACCCAAGAAUCGCCAUCAUCACUUUCGCUAUUGAGUAUGCGCGACACCAAACACACUUCAUGAGCCUUGAGCCCGUCAUCGCUCAGGAGCGGGAAUACCUUCGUAACCUCGUAAGUCGUAUCGCAGCUCUCCAACCCCACGUCCUGCUCGUACAACGUAAUGUGUCUGGCUUGGCACUCGAAUUCCUGGAGAAAGAGGGAAUUGCCGUAGUCUACAACGUCAAGCCUACAGUACUGAACGCUGUCGCGCGAUGCACAAAUUCGAAAAUGAUCUCAUCCGUCGACAAGUUGGCCAUAGACCCAACCCAUCUUGGGUCUUGCGGCAGGUUUGAUGUCAAGACCUACGUGCACAAGAAUGCAAGGAAAACCUACAUCUUUCUGUCUGGGUGCCAAAAAGAACUAGGCUGCACAAUUGUUCUACGAGGUGCCGAGAGUCAUAACCUGGUCAGGUUGAAACGCGUUACUGAGUUCAUGACGUAUGUCGUGUACAAUCUUCGGCUCGAGACUUGCCUGAUGCGCGACGAAUUCAUAGAUACACCAACAGCAUCCAUUACUGGUACUCUCGCCUUGGACCGCCAAGAUCAAGACGGCUCACGAACUCAAAGCGGUGGAGACGAUACCGCUUCUCAGCCUACUAACGCGUUGCAUGAUGGGAACGACCUGCGAUCUAGCGAUGCUGCACCCUCUUACUAUAGCGACAUGGUCGAAAACCACCGAACAAAGAUCCUCUCUUCUUCGCCAUUCGUCAAAUUCAUGCAACCUUAUCUGCUCGAACAGGCCCGCCAGUACGAAGCAAAGCUUGGCCAUCUGAAGAAGCUCAAGAACCAGUACACUGCUGAUGAAAGUGACGAAAAGCCCGGUGAAAUUGGCCAGAAGUUCGAACUCGUACAGCCCGAGAUGGUCCACACCGUGGUGGAGAAGGCUUCAAAGCAAGUUCGGGAAUUCUUAUCUGCAGUGCAUGCAUCAGAAUACGACAAGGCACUGAAUCAGUACCUGACACAGAAGCGACAGUGGGAGCAGUAUCUCUCGGGUAACACGGAUCUUUACGACCCGUUCAACCACCAGAAGAUUGCCGUACUCUACAGUGUUGUCAAUACUGUAACCUCAACUCCCUGCAUUGGACCGGAAAUCAUCGCGCUUGGCUUUUACCAAGAACAUGAUUACGACGAUGGCUUCACGCCAGACUGCACAUUGGGCCAAUACGUGGAGGACUUGUGCACUUCAGCCAGUGUUGCUUGUGAAGUGGGCAAUUGCGACCGGAGAAUGCUCGAUCACUCUCGGCAAUACGUGCAUGGAGAAGGUCAGAUGACGGUCAUUGUCCAGAAGCACCCACCGAAGCUGAAAGGCAUGUAUCAAACCAUUCUCAUGUGGAGCUGUUGCCGAAUAUGUGGCCAGGAAACGCAAGCUUUUCCCAUGUCGGAGUGGAGUUGGAGAUACUCUUUCGCCAAAUACCUCGAGUUGACUUUCUGGAGUACUAAACUGCAUCCACGAGCGGGUAUAUGUCCCCAUGACAUUCACAAGGACCACGUUCGCUACUUCGGCUACAGCAAUGUUGCUCUACGUAUCCAGUAUGACCCCGUACCGAUGUACGAGGUCAUCGCUCCCAAGCCGAAUGUGACCUGGAAAGUGGAUAGCGACCUAAGGUUGAAGAAUAGCCAAUAUUCGAUGAUCGAGGAGAAGUUGGACUGCUUCAUGGACUCGCUUCGCGCUCGUAUCCAGGGGAUACAUGUCGAAGAUGUCAUUCCAGAGAAGGUGGAUGUUUGCCGCAAGGAAGUUGAGAUACUUCUAAAACGCGCGAACGAGGAACACGAGUGGCUGAAAUCCAAACUCCAAGACAAGUACAUGAACUCCAAAUACUACGAAAUCAUCCCCAUGAAUCGCGCCAUUCGCGCCAUUCAGGAAAAGGCAAUCGCCUGGGAUGUGACUUUUCUGGAGUUUGAGCAGCAGUUCUUCCCGUCCGAGCGAGAUAUUAGGAGGUAUGCGAACAUGCAACUGAAGAGAUUCUUGGAGCGGGAUGAGUCUACGAGCUCUUUGGCAUCUGUGGACGAGGGCGGGGAAUCAGGUGCGGACGAUUCGUACAUCGAUGAGAAGGAUGAGUCGAUUGCGUUAUCGCCGAGGCCAUCUAAUCUGUCACCAGAAAUGGCCCGCGACAUGUUGAGCUCCGUUGUCAAAGAAGAGAGUUCGACUAGCGAUCAGCCUGCGGACGGGGGAGAACAGACGUCUGGACCCACCACGCCCCCUCUGACCAAGCCUAGUUCAGAUUUGCCAAUCCAGACCCCGCGGGAGGCACUUGAGCGAGAAGACGUUCGUCACCUGGAUCUUGCAGUGCCCUCCAACUAUCCUGAGACACCUGCAGUCGGCAACGAAGAACUCACCAAGACACCAACUGUUGCUUCUGAUCCUAACAAGUACGACGAAGGGUCGCCUACACCUACCAGUCUUCCUAGGGUAAAUCCGAUUGAUAAGUCGCUUGCUGAAGCGAUUGAGAACAUGCCGAGUAGCCCAUCACCAUUGCCGUCAGCUUCGAACAUCACAGCUGAAAGCAAAAUUCCGCGGCUGGUCGAGCCCGGUCGACGUGAGACGCCGGCCCGGCCAACAGCACUUGUGAGAACACAAUCUCAGCCUGGAAAUAUUGCUAAACAUAUCGGCCCUUUCCCAGGCUCAUCUGUCUCCAACAAUGGGCCCACUAGUCCGAAGCCGAACUCCAACGACUCUACAAAGGCUUUUGAGCGUAUGACAGAGCGACUUGGGCUAGGGCUGUCUACCCCAAAGCAAUCCAAGUCCUCAUCUCGCAUACCCCGAUCUAUACCUUACAAGAGCCAAAACAAGGUAUCGAAGAUUGCCCAGCAUUUCGAACAGCUGUCACGAGAAUUUCAGAACCAGCGUAUGCGCGAGAGACGUAACGAUCGAGCUAGGCAAGUGCGCGCGUUCCCACUUGCCUCCUCUAAACCGGUGGUCGAGGUGUACAAGAAUGUUCAUGACGCUGUACAAGAGAAUGAGGAUUCUGAUGAAGAUCUGCGUACUCCAACUCCUCCUCGGGCGAGUCUAGACAACAGUACACUUGGCGACAGCACCUUUAUAGAGCACACAGGUGACACAACAGCAUCUCAGUCACCGGUUGAGAGGCGACACCCUCAUGAUGAAAUGGCCCAACUUCCCAGCAGCGAUGAGUCACCCAAAUCUCCAAGCCACUUUCCAUCAGAUCCCGAGAACGACAUCAGUGAUACGGAGACGACGCCAGAAGACAUUCCUCUACCGGAGAGCCUCGCGGGCUCUCAACUUCUGAGUCUAAGUGACUCGCAGCUGGAAAACUCUCUUGAGCUCCCCAAACACGAGAAGAACACAUUACUCAAGAUUCUUACCAGUUUCUGGUCUGAACGAUCAGCAAGUGGAUGGACGCCGCUUGAGUAUCCAUUUUCACAGAUCGAGCACGUCUGGGAGAACUCGGAUAUCAUCAUCCGGGAAGACGAACCCAGUUCCAUUAUUGCAUUGGCGCUGUCGUGUCCAGAUUAUGUUGCCAAACGACAAACCUUCCGCGAUUUUACUUCAAGUGAUGGCGUUAUGGAAACGUUUGAAGAGUCAGUCGAACGAAAUCUACUGCAUGAAGAAAACCACAACAUCCGCUACAGUUUCACCAAUCGUGGGGUAAAGGCGCACUGCAAGAUUUUCUACGCCCAAUCUUUCGACGCACUCCGCCGCAAAUGCGGUGUGGCAGAACGCUUCGUGGAGUCCCUCUCCCGCUGUUCGAAAUGGGAUUCCAAGGGCGGGAAAUCCAAGUCAAUCUUUCUGAAGACCCUCGACGACCGAUUCGUCCUAAAGUCACUCUCUCCAGUCGAAGUUCAAGCAUUCUUCAAGUUCGGACCCAAUUACUUUGCCUUCACGCACCAGAAUCUCUUCAAAUCGCUACCCAGCGUCAUCGCUAAGAUGUUUGGCCUUUUCCAAGUCCAGAUUAAGACACCCACCGGUCGGGACUUUGAUUGGUACAUGCUUGUUAUGGAGAACCUUUUCUACGAUCGCGAACCCAAUCGCCGCUACGAUCUCAAGGGCAGUAUGCGCAAUCGCAAGAUCCAGGCCACUGGCGAACGAGAUGAAGUUCUUCUCGACGAGAACCUUGUUGACAUCAUCUACUCUGAGACACCCAUCUUCGUCCGUGAGCACACCAAGAAGUUGCUCAAAGCUAGUGUGUUCAACGAUACGCUUUUCCUAUCACAGAACAACGUUAUGGACUACUCUCUCAUGGCAGGCUUUGACGACACACAACGCGAGAUCAUCGUAGGCAUUAUCGACUGCAUUCGCACCUACACUUGGGACAAGAAGCUAGAGAGUUGGAUCAAGGAUCGCGGCAAGAACAAGCCUACCAUCACGUCGCCGCGUGACUACAGGAAUAGAUUCAGGAUUGCGAUGGAAAAGUACAUCCUCCAAGCGCCCAAUUGCUGGCACCAAUUCAGUGGUAGGCUCGUUGGACAGAGCGUCGAUGGACGAAGGGCGCUGGUUGAGGGCAGAAGCAGUAUGGAGGCUGGGCACAAGAGGGGCGUCAGCGGUAGUAGUGCGGCAGGAUCGAGUACGGUAAUGGACAUGGGACGCACGUUGGCGUACGGUGAUGGCCGUAAUGUUCGGAGGGCAUGA